AUGGCAACAACCAUGGAGCCCAUGGCCAUCAUUGGCUUCUCAUUCAGACUACCUCAGGAUGCACAAGAUGAGGCACGUUUCUGGGAAGUGAUGCAGAAUCGAGAGAAUCUGGCGGGCGAGUGGCCGGAGACGCGAUUAAACGUUGGAUCUUUGCAUGACGAUGAUAGUCCAAAACGUCCCAGCACGCUUGCCGCGCGAGGUGGUCAUUUCUACAAGGAGGACAUCGCAGGUUUUGAUGCGCCCUUUUUCAGUAUCACGGCCAACGAGGCCAUGGCCAUGGAUCCCCAACAGCGGUGGGCACUUGAGUUGGCCUACCUGUCAUUUGAAAAUGCUGGGCUCACAAUGCCGAAGCUCAAGGGAUCACGGAUGGCAAUAUAUGCCUCUACAAUCUCUGACGACUACAGCAAGAUUUUGAGCAAAGACCCCGACGACCUACCUCGCAUGAGUGCAACUGGACUUGCACCCUCAACACUGCCAGCUCGAAUCAGCUGGUACUUUGAUCUACAAGGCCCAAGCUUCCACUUGGAUACAGCUUGUUCGGGGAGUAUGGUGUCCUUGGAUCUUGCUUUUCAGUCCUUCAGAAAUGGAGAAACAGACUGUGCAUUGAUUAUGGGCUCGAGCAUGUUUUUGACCCCAGAAACUUCUAUGAUGCUUGGGCAAAUGAAUUUCUUGUCUCCAGACAGCCGUUGCUAUAGUUUUGAUCAUCGUGCAAACGGAUAUGCCCGAGGAGAAGGCUUGAUUGGUCUUGUGGUCAAGCCGCUCUCAGCUGCUAUUAGGGAUGGCAAUACGAUCAGGGCGCUCGUACGCUCCACUGGUACUAACCAGGACGGUCGCACACCUACACUGACUCAGCCCAGUACUGAAGCCCAAGAGCGACUGAUCAGAUCUGUAUACAAGAAGGCCAACCUCGAUUUCACAAAAACGAGAUAUUUUGAGGCCCACGGUACUGGAACACCUACCGGUGACCCAAUCGAGAUGGAAUCCAUAGGGAAAGUGUUCAAAAGUUCAAGAUCAAAAACCGAGCCUCUAUAUGUGGGAACAGUGAAGGCCAAUAUUGGCCAUCUUGAGGGUGGUAGCGGCCUUGCUGGUAUUUUGAAAUCCGUAAUGAUCCUAGAAAGGGGAAUCAUACCUCCAAACGCUCUAUUCGAGAAGAUAAAUCCUAGAAUUGAUCCUGAUGCGCUUCAUAUUGCUGUUCCUACGGAAUCAAUAGACUGGCCGACCAAUGACCUUCGCAGAAUCUCUGUAAACUCAUUUGGUAUUGGUGGAACAAACGGCCACGCCGUACUUGAUGAUGCCUGUCAUUAUCUCCACGAUCACCAAUUGCAGGGGCACCAUAACUGCUUUCGAGAUCGUGAAACGCCAUUUCGGAAUGGAGUGGAUGCCCAUAUUGGUUCCACCCAGGCAACACAGAAUGGCGGCACUCAAUCCCAUGACCACGUCAACGGACAUGUCAACGGACAUGACACCACACUCAAUAGCGUUUCGGCAUCCGAACCACCGAAGUUAUUGGUGUGGACAGCAUUCGAUGAGGCAACAAUACGUCAAGUCACAGAGAGAUACUCGGAAUAUCUCAAGGGCUAUAUUGGAUCCGAUAAGAAUCUUUUGUCCAAUUUAGCCCACACCUUGUCCGAGCGGCGAGAUCAUUUGAGAUGGAGGAGUUUCGCAGUCGCCGACUCAGGCUCAAACGUAUCAGACAGUGAUGCCUUCAGAGUUGCGAAGCCAACGCGUGCGCUUAGCGGCAGUUACGGCAUCAACUUCCUCUUCACUGGACAAGGCGCCCAGUACGCUGGAAUGGGCAUGGGUCUCAUGAAAUAUGCCGUCUUUAAGAAAACCCUGCAGGAUUUCGACGACGCUCUUGCUCGCCUUGGUUGCCCCUGGUCUUUGUUUGGUAGCAUAGAUAAAUUGCAAGAUGGACAGAGUAUCGACCAGCCCGAGUACAGCCAGCCUCUUUGCACGGCAUUGCAAAUAGCAUUGGUCGAAUUAUUGAAGACCUUUGGCAUCACUCCUACUGCCGUGGUAGGACAUUCAUCAGGCGAGAUUGCUGCUGCCUUCACUGCUGGCGCCUUGUCAUUUGACUCAGCAUGCCAGGUUGCCUAUCAUCGGGGUCGACUAGCCUGCAAAUUGCGCACAGCUACGAGUGACGCUCCAGGCGCCAUGCUGUCGGCCAAUAUAUCACCAGACCAAGUUUCCGAGUAUCUUGAUAAGGCUGAUCAGGAAACUGUCCAUGUAGCCUGCGUCAAUAGCCCGCUCAACAUCACCCUUUCUGGAUCUGCUCUUACUAUCGACAAGCUCAAACAAUCACUUGACCGCGAAGGCAUAUUCGCCCAAAAGGUUAAUACUGGAAUCGCCUACCACUCCCCCGCCAUGCAAGCAAUAGCGGAAGAGUACGCUGAAGUCUUGGAAUCCAUCAGGCCUCCGGUUGGGGAAAGUUCAUGUACUGGAGUUCCAAUGGCGUCUUCAGUAACAGGCCACAUAAUUCCUGCAAACCUUCUGUCUACACCUCGGUACUGGGUGGAUAAUCUCGUGUCGCAGGUAAAGUUCAGUGAUGCCAUUCAGACUGCAUCCGAACUGCUAGGCGCCGGUCGUUUCGGCGCCAGCAAUGGUGGCUUUCUAGAAAUUGGCCCGCAUGCGGCGCUCCGACGUCCAGUAAACGAUACCCUACGUCAGUCAUCAAGUCACGUUUCUGAUGCGGAGAAUAUCAUCGGAUACCACUCUGCUCUGUAUAGGUCAAAGCCUGCUGUACAGAGCUUGAUGGAAAUGGCAGGGCAGCUUUUCAGCGUGGGCUACCCUGUCAUUGUGUCUGCCGUCAAUCAAGAGCUCGAAAGCAAGCCCAGCAUGCUCACCAAUUGUCCCUCAUACCCCUUCAACCAUUCACGCAAAUACUGGAGCGAAUCGCGAUUGAGUAAAGAUUUCAGAUUGCGAGGUGACUCGACGUGGAGUGUGCUUGGAAGACGUGCUACAGACUGGAAUCCCUUGGAUCCAAGAUGGCGCAAUGUCCUGACAUUGGACUCCGCACCUUGGCUCGGAGACCAUGUUGUGAAUAACAAUAUAGUGGUCCCGGGUACCGCCAUGUUGGUAAUGUCAUUACAGGCUGUGCAUCAGCUCGCUACACCAGAGCGUCCCUUGGCCGGAUUCCUGAUCAAGUCUGCGCGUUUCUCUAGCCCAAUCAUGCUAGCGAAUGCAGAUAGCAAAACGGAGACAAUGGUUCAAGUCCACCCAGUACGGAAAUCCUACGAGAAAGAAGUACGCUCGUUUGACGUCAAGAUAUACGCUUAUUCCAAUGAGCGCUGGACCGAAUGCUUCGAAGCAAGAGUCAUGCUUCAGUACGCAACCGAUUUGUCCAACCUCGACGGGGACUCCGAGCAAAUGAUAGACCAUGAACGUGUCAAAGAACAAUGUCAAGAGACAGCUGCCGCCUGCACCCGCAAGAUCACUCCACGAGCAUUCUACACCUUCUUGAAUGAGUACAUUGGACUCAAGUACGGGAAAACAUUUCAGCUACUUGAAGACAUUCGCUGGGAUGGGAAAAAUAGUGCGGUUGCUUCCGUCGGAACAAGCACAACUGAACCGUUGAUGGCUGGGGACUAUCCACAACCCACAGUCCUAGAUGCUGCCAUCCACCUGUGUCUAGCUCAGCUAUCUAGAGGCCUCACACUCACAGGCGCAACCUUGGUGCCUCACGAGAUAUCCAAUGCUUGGAUAUCUGCCACUGGGUGGAAAUGCUCAUCGGUGCAGCUCCUGUCAGAAGCUGCGUACAGAAGCGAUUCAACGUCUGCUGAAAUGGCUGUAAAGAUCCUUGACUCAGAAGGCACACCAUUGUGUUCAGUGGGACAGUUGAAGCUUGCAGCAGUUUCCAAAAGUGGAAAUUCACAGUCCCAAGAGAAAGUCCAUUUAUACAAGAUCGCAAGCGAUGCUCAGCUCAGCAUGCUGAGCCCAGAGAAGCUUCAAGCCUUAUGUUUGGCUCCUACCGCGCCGGAACCGCAAUACCUCGGCUACGCCAAAGCCUUGGGUCCAGCCUUGCUCUUUUUCGCCAACAAGGCAAUGAGCCAGCUAGGCCCUCAAGACCUAGUCAAUGCCCCUCCGCACAUGGAAAAAUAUCUAUCUUCACUCAAACCGCUCCUUGCCGAGAACAAACACGAGAUAAUGCUUACCGAGAGCGAUUACUUCAAUGUCCUUGAACAAUACGCCGGAAAGACUGAAUCGUGGAGACUGUUGCCAGCAGUUGCUCAAAAUUUGGUGCCACUCAUCAAAGGCGAGGUGGAUGUUCUCGAGCUUUUCUUCGACGAUGGCAUGGUUGAGGACUACUAUGCUUCCAUCUUUAAGGAACUUCUAGAUGACAGACUUCGACGCUUUCUGAGACUGGUGAGCCAUGAGAAACCAGCUCUCAGGAUCCUCGAGGUCGGAGCCGGGACUGGCGCAAUGACAAGGGGUAUCCUGGAUACUCUUCAUCAAUUUGAGAUCGAGGAAGGCUCCAUGAGGUUUGCUGAAUAUGUUUAUACUGACAUAUCUCCUGGAUUCUUCGAUCACGCCAAAACCAAGUUCCAGCAGUUUGAAGACCGUAUUUCGUUCCAAAAGUUUGACCUUGAGAAGAGUGCUCAAUCCCAGGGACUCGUGGCCGGCAGUUUUGACCUGAUCAUCGCGGGCAGUGUCAUUCACGCUGUAUCGGAAUUGAAUACCACUCUCCAACACCUUCGUGGGCUUUUGAAUGACAACGGGCGCCUCGUGCUGCUCGAGAUCGUUUCUCCUCAGAAUCCAUGUGUCGCCGUCCCGUGGGGAUUGCUUCCGGGCUGGUGGCUGGCCAAGGAGAAAUGGAGAAGCACAAAUCCUCUGAUCACUGAAGUACAGUGGGAUCAUGUUCUCAAAGAAGCGGGGUUCACAGGCACUGAUUUGGUCUUGAGAGACCACGAAGACCCCAAGCAUGGCAUCUGUAGCAUCAUGAUCAGCAAAGCUGAUGCACAGCACAGCCUUUCAAACGGAUCUACCCUUCAGGGCACCACACAAUCUUCGAGCACGCACCUUGUUGUGCUCUUCGACGAGCAGUCCAGCCUUCAGGCAGAACUUGCCGGAAAACUUGUCCACUCUCAUGGUGGACGACUGCUACCAUUCUCCAAACUUGGUGAAGCCAAGAUUGACAGCCGCGAUGUGGUUAUUUCUCUUCUAGAAAUCGAUAGACCAUUACUGUCGAUCAUACAAGAGGAGGAAUUCAGUGGCCUGAAGAGUGUCCUCACCCAAGCAAAGGAUAUUAUGUGGGCGACUGCUGUGAAUCCAGAGAGUCCAGCAUACGCCCUGUAUAGUUGCGCCAAGGGCUUCCUGCGCAGUCUGAGAUCGGAGGCAAUUGAGAAACACAUUGUCACUCUCUCCAUUGAGACAAGCGAUCCAGCUGCGAACUCGGCUCACUACUUGGAAUACAUUCAAGAAUCGCUGCGGGUUUCUUUUGAAGGCGAAAGAGCUCGUGACACUGAGUACAUAGUUCGUGAUGGAGUCUUUUACACGGAAAGGCUGGCACAAGAAAUUGAGCUGGAGAAUCGUACACAGUCAUCCGGACAGUUGCAGCCCCGCAUAGAGCCUUGGUCUGGCGGAUCUCCAGUCAAGUUGGAUAUUCCGGUCCCAGGCCUCUUGGACACUCUUCGAUUUGUAGAGGAUACGGAGUACGUAAACGACCUCUCCCCCGAAGAUGUUGAGAUUGAAGCCAAGGCUUGGCCUCUCAGCUUCCGAGACAUUUUUAUUGCUCUUGGUCGCUUAGAAGGCGAGACUCCCGGAUUCGAAUGUGCAGGAGUAGUGACGCGUGUGGGAACCAAUGUUACCGACUUCCGUCCAGGAGACCGUGUGGCGCUCGCCAGCCCUGGCUGCAUCAAGACAUACCCCCGAGCGCAUAUGGACUAUGUACAGCAUAUCCCUGAUGAUGCCUCGUUUGAGGAUGCGGCUUCAGGCGUCAAUCCCGCCAUGACGGCUUAUCACGCACUGAUCAACCAGGCGAGGCUCGAGGAGGGGGAGAAGAUCCUCAUCCAUUCCGCCGCGGGAAGCACGGGACAAAUGGCCAUCUGGAUUGCCAAAUCCGUCGGUGCCGAAAUCUUCGUCACAGUUGGUUCUGAUGAAAAGAAACAACUGCUCAUCGAUCGGUUCGGGAUAGCAGCAGACCACAUAUUCUACAGUCGCAACACGACCUUUGCUGGAGGUAUUAUGCGUGCCACGGAUAAUCGAGGUGUCGAUGUCGUCCUCAACUCUCUAUCUGGUGAUGGCCUCAUAGCUUCCUGGGACUGUGUAGCUCCCUAUGGCCGAUUCAUCGAAAUCGGAAAAGCCGAUAUUUCAGAGAACACACCGCUUCCAAUGUCCGGUUUCAAGAAGAAUGUCAGCUUUUGUGCCAUUGACUUGCAUCACAUGGCCCUCACGAACAGAGCGCUGGUCAAGAAGCUCUUCGCCAAGGUCACAGAUCUUUUCUCAAGGAACAUCAUGCAGAAGCCGUACCCGCGGCACGUGUACACCAUCUGGGACAUUGAAGAGGCACUCCGGUACAUGCAAAGUGGAAAGCAUAUUGGAAGAAUCAUCAUCACGGCGGACUGUGAGAAAUCUGGAACAAAACUCGUUCGCAAUUCCACCUCAUGGACUUUUGAUGCAAAUGCAUCGUAUGUCAUAGCCGGAGGAUUCGGUGGAUUAGGGAGGUCAAUGGGCUUGUGGCUGGCUACCAGAGGUGCCAAAAACCUCGUCAUCUUGUCCCGCAGUGGGACAUCCUCGGCCACUUCCCAGUCGCUGGUGGAAGAGCUGAAAGAACUGGGCAGCAACGUCUACGCACCUCGAUGCGAUGUUUCAUCAAGUACAGACCUUGCCAAUGUGAUCGAGGAGUGCGGGCGAAACAUGCCACCAAUCAAAGGUGUACUCAACGCGGCAAUGGUUCUUCAGGAUGCCAUCGUAGAGAACAUGACUCACGCUCAAUUCAGGACGGCAGUGCAAACCAAGGUCCAGUCUUCUUGGAACCUACACAAUCUCCUGCCGCCAAAUCUGGACUUCUUCAUCAUGCUAUCAUCCCUCUCUGGAAUCUACGGAAGUGCUGCUCAGAGCAACUACGCUGCUGGCUGCACAUACCAAGAUGCCCUUGCCAAAUAUCGCAUCGCCCGCGGGCAAAAGGCUGUCAGCUUUGAUGUUGGCUGGAUGAGAACCAUCGGCAUCAUUGCUGAAAAGGAGGAUUACCGCCGCACGAGAGAAGUUACAAGAGACAUGGUACCGAUUGAAGAGAAAGACUUCCUGGCCCUUCUUGAGGUCUACUGCGAUCCAUCACGGACACUGCAAUCCUUGGACAAGGCACAGCUGCUGAUUGGUGCUCGCACACCAGCAGAAUACAAGGAACGUGGCUUUGCAUCCAGCCGGCGCUAUGCCAUGCCUCUGUUCAUGGGAUUCGAGCAAUCAUUCGGCAGCACUUCUGGCGCCGCUUCAGGAGGCCAACGCGACAUGGCCCUCAUGGAUGACUUUAGUGUUCUCUUCCAAAAGGCAACGUCCGCGGAGGAAAAGUCGGCCAUCGUGGUCAAGGGCUUGGCCGGGAUGCUGGCUCGCGCCCUCAUGAUACCUGCCGACGAUAUCAGCCAGACAAGGUCGCUCUCAGAUUACGGUGUGGACUCUCUCAUGGCGGUGGAGUUGCGCAAUUGGAUCAGCAACAAGUUCGACACGAAUAUUGGCGUGUUUGACAUUAUGGGCGGGAAGCCUAUCCAUGCCAUUGGAGACUUGGUGGUCAGUCGGAGCAUUAUGGAUAUCUCUGGAUAA
Molecule: messenger RNA, 7752 nt
Organism: Pestalotiopsis fici W106-1
Lineage: Eukaryota; Fungi; Ascomycota; Sordariomycetes; Amphisphaeriales; Sporocadaceae
Exons: 13
Coding region: 1-7752 (2583 amino acids)
Biological process (GO): secondary metabolite biosynthetic process; fatty acid biosynthetic process
Molecular function (GO): fatty acid synthase activity; phosphopantetheine binding; oxidoreductase activity
Source: RefSeq, a predicted model, not a curated record